Dicentrarchus labrax (European seabass) is the source of this 3498-nucleotide messenger RNA. It is a transcript of the gene wdr3, whose product is annotated as WD repeat domain 3. The coding region runs from base 381 to 3338 and encodes 985 amino acids. The transcript is spliced from 27 exons. Gene Ontology annotation, cellular component: Pwp2p-containing subcomplex of 90S preribosome; small-subunit processome. NCBI's taxonomy places the organism in Eukaryota, Metazoa, Chordata, Actinopteri, Moronidae. Gene Ontology annotation, biological process: maturation of SSU-rRNA. The record is from RefSeq and is a predicted model, not a curated record. Gene Ontology annotation, molecular function: snoRNA binding; protein binding.
GACUAAUAAUCGAAAAACACUUCCGCUGUGGUUGCUUAGGGACCUGUGAGAAGAAGUCGCUGUAUAUUGUAAAGCGCAGACCCACUGACGGUGACCCACUGACGGUGACCCACACCCGUCGGGCCACAGGACGGUUGUUUUCAAUCAAUUGUUAGUAUCAUUUUUGAAUUUGUUUUCCAAGAACCUGAAGAGGUGGUGAAGUGUGUCGUGCUUCUCAUGGGAGCGCAGACAGAAGCAACAGAAAGAAAACGACCGAGCAAAGAGAACAAACAAACAAACACAGCAGCCUCUCUUGCCACACACAGUUAUGUUUCACCACUGCUACUGAGUACUUUGUUCUAACACUAUAGUACACCUUUACGGACCACCUUUAGUGGCGCAUGGUGACAACAAGGUCUUCGUAUCGAUGUGGGAUCGAUUACAGAGUCUGGAUCAGCAGCGCAGGGAGCACAACACGAGCGGAGCUAGCAGCCACUCUUCAGAGGAUUCAUCGCCACGUUAGGCCGCCGGUCAUGGGGUUGACCAAGCAGUACCUGCGCUACGUCUCCAGUGCAGUGUUUGGAGUAAUCGGCAGCCAAAAAGCCAACAUCGCAUAUGUGACCCUCCGAGGGGGAGAGAGGGGCCGCUAUGUUGCUGUGGCUGCAUGUGAGCACGUGUUCAUCUGGGAUGUCCGAAAAGGAGAGAAGGUCCUGAUCCUGCAGGGCCAGAAACACGAGGUGACCUUCCUCUGCCCCUCACCCGAUGGCAUCCACAUCGCCGUGGGUUACGAGGAUGGCGCCGUGCGAAUCUUUAGCUUGAUGAAUGGCGAGAGCAAUGUCUCCUUCAAUGGCCACAAGUCUGCUGUCAGCGUCAUACACUACGACAGGCUCGGAGCUCGGCUCGUCACUGGUUCCAAGGACACAGAGGUGAUCGUGUGGGACAUCAUCAACGAGUGUGGGCUGUACAGGCUGAGAGGCCAUAAAGACAUCAUCACACAGGCCUUGUUCCUCAAAGACAAGAACCUCCUGGUCACCAGCUCCAAGGACAGUUUUGUGAAGUGGUGGGACCUGGACACACAGCACUGCUUCAAGACCAUGGUGGGCCAUCGCAGUGAGGUGUGGAGCAUGGUGCUGUUGAACCAGGAGUACAGGCUGUUAACAGGCUCAGCAGACAGUGAACUCCGAGCCUGGGACAUCAGCUACCUGCAGGAGGAGAAAGCUGAGGGUGAACCCAAGGUGAAGAAGGGGAAGACUCUGCUGGAGGAUGACGACGAUGAAGACAACGAAGAAGGGCUGGAUGAGAGUCCGGAAGAGCGGAUCCUGAGUUGUAAAAAAGCCGGCACUAUCCUGAGAGAGGCCAGGGACAGAGUUGUCUCCAUGACAACGGACCACAAGGCCAGAGUCAUCGCCUGCCAUGGCAAUGAUUCAAUCCUGGAGCUCUUCACUGUGCUGUCAGAGGAGGAAGUGCAGAGGAAAAUGACAAAGAAGUUGAAGAAAGCCAAAAAGAAGGCAGCUAAAGCUCAGGAAGAUGCAGGCGAGGAGGCAGCAGAGCCGGUGGUGGAGAGGACGCUGAAGGACGAGAUCAUCAGACUGACCAACAUCAAGGCCUCCGCCAAGAUCAGAUGGGUGGAAUGCCUGUCAUGUGUUGGUGGCGAGCUGAAGGUGGCACUGCUGCUACAGAACAAUACUGUCGAGACCUACAGCCUGAAGACUUCAGACAAGACCCCCACAGCCAAUAAGACAGCUCGCCUCACACUCGGAGGCCACCGCACCGACGUCCGCACGCUGGCCUUCAGCUCGGACAACCUGGCCGUCCUCUCCGCCUCUGGUGACACUGUCAAAGUUUGGAACAGGUCAACUCUGCAGGUGAUUCGCACCAUGGCCUGUGACUACGCCCUCUGCUCCCUCUUCGUGCCUGGAGACAGACAGAUAAUUCUGGGGACCAAGAGUGGGAAACUGCAGAUCUUUGAGUUGGCCUCAGGAAGCCUCCUGGAGACUGUGGACGCCCAUGAUGGAGCCCUGUGGUCCCUGUGCCUCGCCCCAGACCAGAGGGGGAUUGUCACAGGAAGUGCAGAUAAGACAGUGAAGUUCUGGGAGUUUGAGCUGAUAAAGGACCAAGGGACGGCCCAAAAGAGGCUGACAGUGAAACACACACGGACUCUGCAAUUGGAGGAAGACGUUUUGUGUGUGAAGUUUUCUCCUGACCACAGACUGCUGGCUGUCUCUCUGUUAGACUGCACUGUGAAGAUCUUCUACACAGACACACUUAAGUUCUUCUUGUCUCUGUAUGGACACAAGCUGCCUGUUCUUUGCCUGGACAUCUCCCAUGAUAACACAAUCAUCGCCACCGGCUCAGCUGACAGAAACCUGAAGAUCUGGGGUCUGGACUUCGGCGACUGUCACCGCUCCAUGUUUGCUCACGACGACAGCGUCAUGUUCCUCCAGUUUGUCCCCAAGACUCAUCUGUUCUUCACAGCAGGGAAGGAUAAGAAGAUCAAACAGUGGGACGCCGACAAGUUUGAGCACAUCCAGACGCUGGAGGGCCAUCAUCGGGAGGUUUGGUGUCUGGCCAUCAGCCCCAACGGCGACCACCUCGUGUCGGCAUCCCACGACAAAUCCCUGCGUCUGUGGGAGAGGACCAGGGAGCCCAUCAUCCUGGAGGAGGAACGAGAGAUGGAGCGAGAAGCAGAGUUUGAGGAGAGCAUGGCCAAAGGAGACGUGCCUGUGGUACCUGGAGAGACUCAAGGAGAGGCAGCACCAGCCAGCAAGAAGACUGUUGAGACGGUCAAAGCUGCGGAGCGAAUCAUGGAAGCUCUGGAACUUUACAAAGAGGAGAACAGGAAGCUGGAAGUGCAUAAAUAUGCUUGUGAGAAUGCAGGCAAAGAGCUUCCUCCACCAAAACCCAAUCCUAUCCUUGUGGCCUUUGGGAAUGUUUCACCAUCACGCUACGUUUUAGAUGUCAUAAAGAAGGUCAGAUCGAGUGAGCUGGAGGUUUCUCUGCUGGUCUUACCGUUCCCUUACGUCCCUGAGCUGCUGAAGUUGUUCAACAGCUACAUCCAACAGGGCCUGGAGGUGGAGCUGGUCUGCCGCUGCCUUUUCUUCCUUCUCAAAAUCCAUUUUGGUCAGAUCUCCAGUAACCAGAUGCUGCUGUCUGUCAUCGAUGAGCUACGGACAAAUACUGUCUCCAAAGUGCGAGAAAUCAGAGAUGUGAUGGGCUUUAACAACGCAGGGCUCCAGUUCCUCCAGCGGGAGAUCGAGAGCAAGGAGGACGUGAUGUUCUUUGCCGACGCCACAGGCCAACUGAAGGACAAGAAGAAGAAGAGGAGGAAGAGGGAGCGAGCCAUCCUGACCAUCGCCUGAAUCAUAACGGACAUUUUUGACUGUUUGUGUAUAAACAUCCCCUCCCCAUCCCCUCCCAGCUGUGGACCAGAGGGUUUACACUGUUGUACGUAGGAUGUAACACGGUGUUAUUCAGUGACACGCUUCAUUUCCCAAAUAAACUGUGUCUGACUUUUUCUCA